Messenger RNA from Nymphaea colorata (pocket water lily), 882 nucleotides. RefSeq names its product Golgi apparatus membrane protein-like protein ECHIDNA. Bases 87 to 641 code for a protein of 184 amino acids. The record is from RefSeq and is a predicted model, not a curated record. Gene Ontology annotation, cellular component: Golgi membrane. NCBI's taxonomy places the organism in Eukaryota, Viridiplantae, Streptophyta, Magnoliopsida, Nymphaeales, Nymphaeaceae. The transcript has 6 exons. Gene Ontology annotation, biological process: protein secretion; vesicle-mediated transport.
CCACUCCCAGGCGCUACAAAAGGACGUGAACAGAUUCCCAGCUCCCCCUCGGUGAUGGCAGGAGCUUUCCGGAUCUGCACGUAGAGAUGGAUCCGAACCUGCAGGUUGUAGAAGAGAACUACGCUAAUCCGAAAACUUGUUUUUUUCAUGUCCUCUUCAAGUCAGCUGCAUUGGCGUUCUACAUUUUAUCAGCUCUGUUCGUGAGCAACUUUGUCAUCAUAUUUGUUAUUACGGUCUUUUUGUCUGCACUUGAUUUCUGGGUCGUUAAGAAUGUCAGUGGACGAAUACUCGUUGGCCUACGAUGGUGGAAUGAAAUAAAUGAUCAGGGAGAGAGCGUGUGGAAAUUUGAGAGCCUUGAUCAAGAGUCCUUGGCUCGGAUGAAUAAAAAGGAUUCUUGGCUCUUCUGGUGGACCCUUUACCUUACUGCAGUUGCUUGGGUCUUCCUUGGGAUAUUUUCACUGAUAAGGUUCCAAGCAGAUUAUGUUCUAGCUAUAGGAGUUUGUUUGAGCCUAAGCAUUGCAAACAUUGUUGGCUUUACCAAAUGCCGCAAAGAUGCAAAGAAGCAACUUCAAGCCUUCGCAUCCAAAACCAUUGCAUCUCGUGUCUCAUCAACACUACAAUCGGCAUUCAGCAUCGUGUGAAUUUCAUACAGCAGUUCAUCAAGGGUGAGGUUCUCAAUGGGCCAUGGCGUUGGAACUUGUUGCUGCUUUCCUUUGCAAUGCAGCAGAUUCUUUUUUCUCGAUACAUAUCAUUGUCUGCAGUGCCUUCUCUUCCUCCUGCAUAAUAGCAUAAAUUUCAGAAUUUUUGUGAUUCAGAGACUGAAAAAACAUCACAUUUCAUUUCCUAUAUGAAAUCAAGAAAACCGCACUUUCUUUAUCCUCA